Molecule: messenger RNA, 888 nt
Organism: Aspergillus versicolor CBS 583.65
Lineage: Eukaryota; Fungi; Ascomycota; Eurotiomycetes; Eurotiales; Aspergillaceae
Product: dihydrodipicolinate synthase family protein
Exons: 1
Coding region: 1-888 (295 amino acids)
Biological process (GO): N-acetylneuraminate catabolic process
Cellular component (GO): cytosol
Molecular function (GO): N-acetylneuraminate lyase activity
Source: RefSeq, a predicted model, not a curated record
AUGUCCUCCCUACACGGCAUCCUCGUCGCCCUGAUCACCCCCUUCACGGACGACAGAUCCAAGAUCGAUGAAGCCCGCCUAGAGUCCCACAUCAACUGGCUCCGGGCCUCCGGUGUCCACGGCUUCGUCCCUGGCGGCAGCACAGGCGAAUUCACAACCCUCUCGCUCGCCGAGCGCAAGCAGCUCACCGAGCUCUGCGUCAAGUUCGCCGGCGGCCUCCCCGUCGUCGCAGGGACAGGCAGCACCUCAACAGCCGAAGCAGUAGAGCUGGCCGUGCACGCCGCCCAAGCCGGCGCCGCGGGAGUAAUGGUCGUCCCACCCUUCUACGACGCCGUCAACCUCGAACAACUUACCGAGAUGUUCGCCGAAAUCCACAGCGCCUCUAAGCUGCCCAUCAUGUACUAUAACAUCCCCUCUGCGUCGGGACUAACUCUCUCCCCGACCGAGAUCGCAGGCCUGUCCAAGGUCGGCGUCAAGUACCUCAAGGAUACCUCAGGCAACGCACCAGCCUUCACAGAGCUCGUCUUCAGCCUCUCCGACCAGAUCACCGCGCUCAACGGGUGGGAUACACUCACAUUCUACGGUCUCGCGGCCGGAUGUCCCGGUGGAGUCUGGGGAGCAGCGAACAUCAUCCCCGAGCUGGCGGUUGAGCUCUACGAGGCUGUGACUGUGCGUGGGGAUCUCAAGCGCGGCCGGGAGCUCUGGACGAAGGCAUUCCCGAUCUGCAAGUUCUUGGAGUCGCAUAAUUAUGCUGCCGCUGUGAAGACGGGGGUUGAGUUGAGGGGGCUGUCGACCGGUGGACUGCGCAAGCCGUUUGCGUUGCUGAAUAGUGAGCUGCAGGCUGAGCUGAAGGGGCUGCUCCAGAAUGCUGGAGUCAAGACUAUUUAG